UCUUAAUUCGUGGUCCCUGGUGAUAAUUUAUAAUAUUAUAUAUACUUUAUCGACAUAUUACUAAAUAGUUGUUGCCGUGACAACUUUACUAGUAUAAAAAAAAUAGACGUUCAAAAUCUAAGUUUUACUAUUUACCUUUAUUAUAUCAUUCAAAAACAUUAAUUUAUUUCAAAUAAAAUCGAAAACGAUGGUUGAAGUUAACGAAGGGACCCUUUUUGUGGUGGAUGAAGUGAGUGAUAUUAUUAAGGACUCAAUUGAACAUUCAAUUGGCAGUCAAUUAUACCAACAAAAUAUGGUAAAUAAAUGGACGGAUUCUGUAGUUGAAAACUGCUUAACAAGACUUUGUAAACUGGCCAAACCUUUUAAAUACAUAGUUACAUGUGCUAUCAUGCAAAAAAACGGUGCUGGUUUUCAUGCAGCAAGUUCGUGUUAUUGGGAUAACUUGACAGAUGGUAGUUGUACUGUUAGAUGGGAAAACAAAACUAUGUAUGUUAUUGUAUCAGUUUUUGGUCUAGCUAUAUGAGUAAUCAAAUUAAAUUUCUGUACAAAAAUACUUAUAUAUUUACAUCAUUAUAUGUUUUAAGUUUUCAAUACAUAAUUAUGUGUAAAAUAAGAAAAUAUUUUUAGUUUUGUCAUAUCACAAUCAGUAAAAUUAUUUUUGAUUUUUACGAUAUACCUUAAUAAGAAUACUAAUAUAGAUUUAAUUAAUGUGAUAUAUUUGUUGUUUGAUAGAACAUUAAUAACCAUUAACUAGUGAAAUAACAAAGUAUCAAUAAAAAUUGUUAUUUAUAAUAUUAUAGCUAUUAAAUAAUUUGUAUUUUAAUUUUGAUAUUUAUUUUAUGUUAAGGUAUAAGGAUCAAUCAUGUAAAAUGAACAUUAUUUAUUAUUAGCUGUAUUUUAACAAAAAGUAUAAAUGUAAAAUGUAUUAUACUAUUGUUGUUCUGAUAAACUGAUAGUGAUUUAUUUUUAAAAAAAUGUAUCAUAUAACAAAUAAAUAUUUCUUUUUUUAAUUUACUUAUAUACAAAGUUUUAUCAAUGUAUCAAUCAUUUCAAACCCAAAUAUAAUAUGCAGAUAUGAAGUGUCAUUUGUUUAAAAUUUUCAUUUACUUGUAGCUACCUUAAAUUUGUAAUACUUAUUAUUUGUGGGCCUACUUUUAAAAGCAUCUCAUCUGAUUUUAAAUAUUUGACAAAUUUACAUUGAAAUAGGUAAUUAUUUAAAUAGGUAAAAAAUACCCAGUGUUGUGUUUAUUUCUUUUUAAAUAUAAAACAUUGGUUUAUUAUUUAAUUUUUUUUACAUUUUUACUUUUCCUGUUAUUUAAUUUGACUUCAUUAAUCAUUAUUAAAGUAAUUAUACUUUUAAAACAACCAACCACAUUUAUUAUUUACAAUUAUGUAGAACUAUUACAUUUAUUUAACGUAUACUACUAUAAUAUUAUCAACACAUUGACUAUCUCAGUCCACAGACUAUAUAAAAAUGUCAUAGGCUUCACAGAUUUAUAAUUCACUCUGAUAGAAAGCCAAUAUUUCCAUUUAAUAGGUAAAUCAUUUUUCAGUAGUUUUUUAGCAUAGAAUGGAGUUUAUACUAUGAGACUUAAUGUGUUAAAAAAUUAAUAAAUUUUAUUUUAGUUUAUAAAAUUUGUUUUUGUAUCAUAGUAAACUAAAAUAGUUUUCUAAAAAAAAAAUGGUAUUAAAUAGUAUUUAUUUUGUAAGAUUGAACAUUAUUUUUAUUAUACACAAAUAGGUAGCAUAAAAUAUAUAUUUAUAUCAAUAUUAAUAACAUUAAUAAAUCAAAUCAAUUGAAUAUUA
Messenger RNA from Acyrthosiphon pisum (pea aphid), 1806 nucleotides. RefSeq names its product dynein light chain Tctex-type 1. Gene Ontology annotation, molecular function: dynein intermediate chain binding. Lineage: Eukaryota; Metazoa; Arthropoda; Insecta; Hemiptera; Aphididae. The transcript is spliced from 3 exons. Gene Ontology annotation, biological process: microtubule-based movement. The record is from RefSeq and is a predicted model, not a curated record. The coding region runs from base 188 to 523 and encodes 111 amino acids. Gene Ontology annotation, cellular component: cytoplasmic dynein complex; cytoplasm.